AAGCUGCGAAUUACUAACGCAAGGGCGGCGUAAAAAACGAAACCCUCGAUCCCCCCCGUCGCCCAUUUACCCGAUUUCGCGUUGAAACCCCAGGCGCUGACCAUUCUCGCCUCUCGAUGGCGGAGGGUUCGUUUCUGGCGGCGGCCGACGUUAAGGAGGGCAUCGCCGUCUCCGUCGCCUCUCAGGUGGAAGUCUUUUUUCAGAGACAGAUCGACUUCGACACCUCGCUUAAGCCUCCGUCAUCCUUCCCCAGUGCUAAAGGGAAUUCCCGUCCCGAGACCCUGAAACCAUUCUCGGGUCCCGGUAAGUCUGCUUGCAGAGCGACUGCGGCGGCCGCUCUGUCAUUGCGGAAGCGGCCACGGGAGUCUGAGUUUUGCGAGCUAGAAUUAGAUCCGGAGCUUAGCCGCAGGAUCACCUUCAAGAGAAUAGGUGCUGGUCUAGCAAAUCUUGGCAAUACUUGUUUUCUUAAUUCGGUUCUCCAAUGCCUUACAUACACUGAGCCUUUUGCUGCUUAUUUGCAAAGUGGAAAACAUAAAUCUUCUUGUCAUACAGCUGGAUUUUGUGCAAUGUGUGCCCUUCAGAAUCAUGUUAAUACUGCUCUACAAUCAAGUGGAAAGAUAGUGUCUCCUUCUCAUCUUGUAAAGAACUUGCGGUGUGUAUCACGCAGUUUUCGCAAUUUGAGACAGGAAGAUGCACAUGAGUAUAUGGUCAACUUGCUUGAAUCAAUGCAUAAAUGUUGUUUACCAUCCGGAGUGCCUAGUGAGUCUCCUAGUGCGUAUGAGAAAAGCUUGGUACACAAGAUAUUUGGUGGCCGUUUGCGAAGUCAGGUUAAAUGCACACAAUGUACCUACUCUUCUAAUAAGUUUGAUCCCUUCUUAGACUUGAGUCUUGAAAUAGCGAAAACCAACUCAUUGCGGAAUGCACUUACACAUUUCACUGCUGUGGAGCAAUUAGAUGGAGGUCAGAAGCAUUACCACUGCCAAAACUGCAAGGAGAAAGUUAGGGCCCUUAAGCAGCUUAGCAUUCACAAACCUCCACAUGUUCUUACCAUUCAUCUCAAACGUUUUAGUUCUUAUGAUCCUGAUCAAAAGAUUGACAAGAGAGUGGCUUUUGAACCAACUCUGGACUUGCAACCUUUUGUCAGUGAUCAACCGGAAGGAGACUUAAAGUACACCCUUUAUGGUGUAUUGGUGCAUGUUGGUUGGAGUACGCACUCUGGACACUAUUAUUGUUAUGUUCGCACCUCAAGUGGCAUAUGGCACUCUCUGGAUGACAAUCAGGUCCACCAGGUUAGUGAAAAGACUGUCUUGAUGCAGAAAGCAUAUAUGUUAUUUUAUGUUCGAAACAGAAGUCCUAUACCUAAAGGAUUUGCCAAUUCAUUAUUCAAAGAUGGGACUAAUCCCAUGGGAAAGAGAUUGAUCCCUAAUGGAGUAAUUAAGAAUGGUUUGAUAAGAAAAAGUUCAGAAUCUAUGCCUGAGAAAUUGGAAAAUUCCAGCACCAUUCUUCAAUCUGGUUCUGAAAUGGAUAUUUCAUCUAAUGUACCUUUACCUAAAUCAUCAUCUACACUGAAUGGUGAUACUGCUCUAAAUGAAAUUUCAAAAACGCAAGACAAUAACGAGGUAAUCGGAGUACAAGUUUCCACUUUGCAAGCUGAUGGCAACUUCAUGAAGAAAGAAUUGCAGCAAACAAUACCAACAUCUGUUGUAACUCUUGUUUCAGAUGGAGCAAUUGUGAAUGGCUUGAUAGAAAAAGGCCCCAGCAACUUGGAAUCUAUUUCUGCUAAUAUGGGUAAUUAUAGCACUAUUAUUCAAUCUAAUUCUGCAAUGGAUACUUCAUCUGAUGUACCUUUAUCUAAAUCAUCAUCUACCAUAGUGAAUGUUGACGCUGCUCAAACUCCAAAAAUGCAAGAUAAUAACCAGGUAAAUGGAGUUGAAAUUUUCACUUUGAAAGUGGGUGGCAACACAAAGAAAGAAUUAAAACAAAUGGUAUCAACAUCCACCACAAUUUAUGUAUCCAAUAGAGUAAUUCUGAAUGAUUUGAUAGAACAAAGUUCCAUCACCUUGGAAUCCAUCCCUGCCAAAUUUGGAACCUCAAGUGUUAUUAUUGAAUCUGGUCUUGCAAGUGAUACUUCAGCUAAUGUACCUUUACUUAUGUCAUCAUCUACUAUACUGAAUGGCAAGACUGCCCUAGAUGAAAUUCCAAAAUUUCAAGAUAAAAGUCAGGCAGUUGGAGUAGACAAUUCCACUUCAAAAGGAGAUGACAACUGCUUAAUGACAGAAUGUUUGCCAACAAUAUUGACAUCUGUAGCAACUUUGGUUGCAAAUGGAGUAAUUCAGACCGCUUUGAUAGAAAAAAGUUCCAGCACCUUGGAAUCUAUCCCUGGCAAUUUGAGAACUUGUAGCACUAUUACUCAAUCUGGUCUCGCAAUGUAUACUUCAUCUAAUAUACCUGCACCUCAAUCACCAUAUACUAUACUGAAUAGGGAUGCUUCUCUAGAUGGAAUUCCAGAAGACCAGGUAACUGGAGUAGAAAUUUCCUCUUUGCAAGAAGAUGGCAACUGUUUAAAGAAAGAAUCACAGCAAUGGACUUCAACAUUUGUAGCAAGUUCAUCAUCUGUAGUAGUUUCUAAGAACCUAGUGCAUCAGCCCUUCGAUGAAGCGGAAGAAGGUAUGGAAAAAGGCCUCUCCCAAGUUAAUGUUGAGAAGGGUGUCUCUCUUCACCUUGUUCAUAGCAGCAAUUGUGAUGGUGAAAGAUGUGAUGCUUCCUGUUUGCCUUGCCAGAGUAAAUAUCAGAAUGAAAGAGACUCAUCUAAUGUGCAUAUUAAAGAGAACAAUUUUCCUAAACAGAAGUCUGCUUCAAAGAAACAGCAUAAUCCAACAAAACUGAAGCAGCAAAAGUAUGCUAAUUCUGCACAGGAGGGCCUACUCUUUUUCCACAAUCAUCUAUUUCUUGCUUCUUUAAAACUGCGCUUGAUCCAAAGAUCCAUAAAAAAGAAAAAACAAAGUGGAAGAUUAAAAAUUUCACUGAAGGAUGAUCAGGUUUUAUCAACAUCUGAGGCCAUUAAAAAUGUUGCUGCAGCAAAGCAUUCUUGUUCACAGCACCUCGGAUCUGGAUUGAGCAAAGCAAAUAACUUAGAAAUAGUGAAGAUUGGAAGCUGUAAUGGAAAAUCAUCUAACAUUUCUGAUAACAAAGAGAAAGUGAAGAAAGGCGAAAACACAAUCUUGGUCCCUAGGUUGCAAAAGACUAGAUCAACUUAUGCAGAAAGGUCACUUAACUCAAGACGCACUAUUGCAGAUGACCAGAUAAAGUCUCAGAAUUAUUUUUUUAACCUGCUCACAGCAGGCUUGAAAGAGUUUGGUGGUGAGAUGGCAUCCUAAUUCGUCCCAAGAUGGGAUGAUACUGAAUUGCGUAAAUUGGGACAGAAUGAUAUAGAAAGCUCAACAAGUACAAGUAUUAGAUAUGCACUAGAUGAAUGGUUGAAGAGGAGCAGCAUCGUGAUUGGAUUGAAUGACAAUAAGUUGAAAAUGGAUUUAGAAUAUGGAGGCAAGCUAAAGUUGAGAAAAUCCCCACAAUCUUUCGAUAGGCCAGACUUAUUCCAACAUUCUGCCAAACAAAAAGCAGAACAAAAUUCGAAGGCAAAAUUAGAGUCUUUAAGACCAGGAAAUCAACCUCUCAGGAUAUCACAAUGAAGUCAACGAAAUUUUGUCGUAUACUUAAUCUUGAUUAUGUUGUUUAUUUUUAUUUUUAAUUUUCUCUAAUCAAUCGCUCUGGUUUUCUCCCUUGCCCCUGAGGCUCAUUGCUACCAUGCAAUUUUUGAGACCGGGAGGGAUAACAGAGUGGUUAACAAGCACAGUUGAGUAAUAUAGUGGAGCUUCAAGUGUAUUAUGGCAGAUGUACUUUUAUCUGCGACAUCAAUAUUCCAGUCUUGGUAUUUUACUUUCUAACAAUAUUUUUGAUAUUUAUCGGCAGUGUAUGAUCGGCAGUUUGGUCUUGUGUAUUUUUUUUAGGAAUUGUUAAACUUUAAAGGUCUAAUUGUUUUUUC
Molecule: messenger RNA, 4042 nt
Organism: Zingiber officinale
Lineage: Eukaryota; Viridiplantae; Streptophyta; Magnoliopsida; Zingiberales; Zingiberaceae
Biological process (GO): protein deubiquitination
Cellular component (GO): cytosol; nucleus
Molecular function (GO): cysteine-type deubiquitinase activity; cysteine-type endopeptidase activity
Source: RefSeq, a predicted model, not a curated record